Messenger RNA from Drosophila mojavensis, 366 nucleotides. RefSeq lists its product as uncharacterized. The record is from RefSeq and is a predicted model, not a curated record. Bases 1 to 366 code for a protein of 121 amino acids. The transcript has a single exon. NCBI's taxonomy places the organism in Eukaryota, Metazoa, Arthropoda, Insecta, Diptera, Drosophilidae.
AUGCCGAUCGAUGUGAUUACGACAGAUAAUUUGAAAUAUCAUCGUCUGGUUGCCAGCAAGGAUACCAAGACAUCGGAACGUUGGCAAAAGCUGUUCAGCUGGUAUCCAGGCAGGCAGAAUAUCGAGUUCAGUCGCAUCGCUCAGAUCUAUUGUGAAAGCCAGCAUAGAUACGGGCAGGAUAUAUUCCUACAGUAUGCACGUGAAAGACGACUGAACAAGCUGCACGCCUACAACCAUCUGGAUUCAUUGAAAGAACUGGAAAAGCAAGAUGAACAGAGUCACAAUGUUAACAACAAUGCCAAAGUACCGCCCACCACAAAUGGCGAAUAUGGACGCUUUAAGCCAUCGAGAAUGCACUAUUGCUAG